This is a messenger RNA of Acanthochromis polyacanthus (spiny chromis), 648 nucleotides long. RefSeq names its product stonustoxin subunit beta. NCBI's taxonomy places the organism in Eukaryota, Metazoa, Chordata, Actinopteri, Pomacentridae. The record is from RefSeq and is a predicted model, not a curated record. Gene Ontology annotation, molecular function: protein binding.
AUGCCAAGAGGACCCAAUUCUGCCUUUAUCAUCUCAGAGACCAGCAAACCAGAAAAAGUUUCUGUUUAUUUGCCCAACAUCCCAGAGCCAACAAGCAGAGCUGAGCUGAUGCAGUACUGGAUGAAGUUCACUUUGGAUGAUAAAACUGCCAAUAAAAUGUUGUGGAUUUCUGACCGUGGGUCUAAAGUGUGUCGUAGAACUGAAGAGGUUUGUCCGGAUAGACCAGAGAGAUACGAGUACUCUCCACAGGUGCUGUGCAAAGAGGGCAUCUGGAACAUGAGGGCUUACUGGGAGGUGGAAUACUCCGGCUGGGUGGUAAUUGGAGUCACCUAUGAAGGAGCGGGAAGAAAAGCUGACUCUGGACCGACCGGUCUCGGAGAAAACGAGGAGUCCUGGGGUCUGUGUUGGUCAGGCCAGAUCUGGUUCAAUGGCAUUAACAAUGAUAUAAACAAUGUCCCAUUUUGCUCCACAAUUGGAGUUUACAUCGACCAGCCUGCAGGGAUCAUAAGCUUUUAUGCAGCCGGUGAGGGAGCAGAGAGGGAGGUUAAACUGCUGCAUAAAGUUAAAACUACCAUCGAGAAAAAGAUUCUUCCCAGUUUCUGGAUGGGAAUUCAAUCCUCAUGCACCUUACUGAAGAGAGCAGAAUGA